Impatiens glandulifera is the source of this 1464-nucleotide messenger RNA. RefSeq names its product aspartate-semialdehyde dehydrogenase. Gene Ontology annotation, molecular function: protein dimerization activity; NAD binding; aspartate-semialdehyde dehydrogenase (NADP+) activity. Gene Ontology annotation, biological process: L-threonine biosynthetic process. The record is from RefSeq and is a predicted model, not a curated record. Bases 88 to 1233 code for a protein of 381 amino acids. NCBI's taxonomy places the organism in Eukaryota, Viridiplantae, Streptophyta, Magnoliopsida, Ericales, Balsaminaceae. The transcript has 7 exons.
GAAAUGAUUUUUCAGACUCUUCUUACACAUACCAAGUAACCUCUCUCUCUCUCUCUCCAUCGUCAACUGGGUUUCCUCAGCUCGAAAAUGAAGUCUCCAACUUUAGCUCAUCAACACCAUUUUCUCUCCGGAGGCAAAACCAUCAACAGAUUUCCCAACCUCAAUGCUCGCCUUCAUUCUUCACCCUUUACCGUCCGUAUGGCGCAACGCGACGAUGGCCCCUCCAUCGCUGUCGUGGGUGUCACGGGAGCCGUCGGGCAAGAAUUUCUCUCCGUUCUUUCUGAUCGUUCAUUUCCAUAUAAAUCAAUAAAAAUGCUAGCUUCAAAGAGAUCAGCUGGGAAACACCUUACAUUCGAGGACAAAGACUACGUUGUCGAGGAGUUAACUGAGGAAAGUUUUCACGGAGUCGAUAUUGCUCUGUUCAGCGCCGGAGGUUCGAUUAGUAAGCAUUUUGGACCAAUUGCUGUUGAUUCUGGGUCAAUUGUUGUUGACAAUAGUUCGGCUUUCCGUAUGGUUGAUGGUGUGCCGCUGGUUAUUCCUGAGGUUAAUCCGGAUGCUAUGUCGCAUAUCAAGAUUGGGACUGGGAAGGGAGCUUUGAUUGCUAAUCCUAACUGCUCGACAAUUAUAUGCUUGAUGGCUGCAACUCCUCUUCAUCGUCAUGCUAAGGUUUUGCGCAUGGUUGUUAGUACAUAUCAAGCAGCCAGCGGUGCUGGUGCUGCUGCAAUGGAAGAACUUGUGUUGCAGACUCGUGAGGUUUUGGAAGGGAAAGAACCCACAUGUAACAUCUUCAACCAGCAGUAUGCUUUUAAUCUGUUCUCGCACAAUGCACCUGUUCUUUCGAAUGGAUACAAUGAAGAAGAAAUGAAAUUAGUUAAGGAGACAAGAAAGAUCUGGAAUGACAAGGAUGUUAAGGUGACUGCCACUUGCAUUCGGGUUCCAGUUAUGCGUGCACACGCUGAAAGUGUCAACCUUCAAUUCGAGACACCCCUCGAUGAGGACACUGCUCGAGAGAUUCUGAAGAAGGCUCCAGGUGUGGUUAUCAUAGAUGAUCGAUCAGGCAAUCGCUUCCCCACCCCAUUGGAAGUAUCAAACAAGGACGAUGUUGCUGUUGGUAGAAUACGCCAAGACUUGUCUCAAGAUGGGAAUUACGGGUUGGAUAUCUUUGUCUGUGGGGAUCAAAUAAGGAAAGGAGCAGCUCUUAAUGCAAUCCAAAUCGCAGAAAUGUUGCUAUAGGUCUCCUCCAUUGAAAUGCAAAUUUUUUAUUACAAGACAGGAAGAUGAUUUUGGUUCCCACAUACCUAUCUUCUUGAAUCUUCCUUCUUCUCCGUUAUGUUGUUAUGCAUUUGGUUUGUUGGUUGAAUUCAACAUUGUAGGUUUCAUAGGUUUCUUCUUUCAGAUUGAGAAAUCUAUUUGAAGCAAUUUGGUCAUGAGAGUAUUUAUUUAGGUUUUUAGAUGUUUGUUUCA